Dreissena polymorpha is the source of this 3224-nucleotide messenger RNA. RefSeq lists its product as uncharacterized. The record is from RefSeq and is a predicted model, not a curated record. The coding region runs from base 363 to 1505 and encodes 380 amino acids. Gene Ontology annotation, biological process: proteolysis. Gene Ontology annotation, molecular function: cysteine-type endopeptidase activity. Lineage: Eukaryota; Metazoa; Mollusca; Bivalvia; Myida; Dreissenidae. The transcript is spliced from 7 exons.
CAUGUGUUCUCAUAAUAUGCCACGUCUUUUAAACCAGCGUGUAAAAAAAUAAACAAUCUUAAAUAUUGCACUUUUAUUUCGAAAAGAAGCAGAAAUGUAUAGCAUUGUUUGUUUAAGUAUACAAGUUACGAGUAUCGAAAAUUGUUUUGAAAUCAAAAUAUGUAAAACCUAUUCAGUAAUUGUGUAACAGAAGUUACGUUAUAUUGGAAAACUACCUUUAAAGUGAAUACAUAAUCUUCAGUAUCAUAUUGCAACAGUUGAAUGGGACAAGCACAACGUUUAAGUGAACUACAUACAAUAACCAGUUUAUUUUAGGCAAAGUUGUCAGAUUUAUAAGUGAAAGCGGAAAUAUUCUCGACAACAUGUCAAACAUGGGGAAGAAAAUUGCUUUAAUUAUUGUGAAUCGAGAUUUUGCUCAAAAUAAGGCCGUCAGAAACGGUGCAAUCAAGGACUACAAUAGAAUGUGUGUGAUGUUCGGGGAACUUGGGUUUUCGAUAAAAUCAAGACUCAAUCGGACUGCUGCUCAGAUUCGAGACGAUGUUAAAAAAGCAUGUUCCAUACCGUGCGACCAUUUUGUGUUCGUGAUCAGUACACAUGGCGAGGAAAUGGAUUUGCCUAAGGAGAGUGAUGACUCAGUCAACGUGUUCGAACAGGCACUUCUAGGAACGGAUUGUCAGCUUGUUCCCGUCAGUGAACUCAUUACGUGUUUGGAUAAUGAUGUUCUGAAAGGAACGCCAAAGAUUUGCUUUAUACAGGCAUGCAGGUCCAGCAACAAAAAACUUCCAGAUAAAGUAUAUGACACAGGUGUUCCAGUGACGACUGCCUACACAAAAAAGAAGCAAGAAAGCACAAAUGACAACAAAGAUGGCGGCAACACUUCCAAAGACUCGUCUUCACUUCUAUCGAUCAUAAACAAGUGGUAUGACGAUGACGUCCUGACUUUGCUGAAGUCAGAACUUGUUAUUGAGAGUAAGGAAAAUGAUGCGGAUGACGGAACAGAAGACGAGGAAAUUCUACAGUUUUGGGAUAAUGCAACAAUCCUUGAUUUAGAUGACAAGCAACAGAAAAGGGGAGAUGAGACAGAUACAAUGGGUGAUCCUGAUAACAAUCCACCUUCUCCUGUGCCAAAGAAACCCCUUCCGAAGCUUGAUGUGGCGCCAGUUGAUUGUCCCAGAGAUUGCCUUAUUAUGUAUCCAGUGCAACCGCAUAAAUUAGCUAUACGAAACAAAAUACAUGGAUCUUGGAUGUUUACAUAUUUGUUUGAGGAAAGGAGCGAGCUCAAAAGUAGCAAGGGAAAUAUUUUGCCGUUUUUAACAUCAGUGAUGAAAAAAAUGUCAGAAUACGACGCUAAAAUUGACGGCAAAUGCGAUUUGAAAAUGUGUGGAACAAUUUACCACAGACUAACAACUAAAGUUCUUCUAAACCCCCCCGGAGUAUUUACUAGACAAUUCAGAGCGUGGUUGGCCAGAGCAAAAUUACGCUUCAGUAGUGAAGGCAUUUUGUAAUGGCUUUAGUUAUUAACUUCUAUGUUUUGGACUGCGUAGCAUAAUCUAAAUUGCUGCGUGUCUUAUAAAAUAAAUUCAUUGUUAAGUGCGGGUAUUAAAGGGGCCGUCCAACAGAUUUUGGCAUGUAUUAAAGCUUGUUAUUAACUGCUUUAAAUGCUUUAUAUUGAUAAAUUUAAACAUUUGAACUAAAAAAUCUCCAGUAAAAAAUAAGAAUACAAUUUAUAAAAAAAGAAGAAAAAACGUUAACCUCCACAGGGCUCGAACCACUGACCCCUAGAGUCAUGGAAGCUUGGAGUAAAAUGUCUUCCGACUUUACCACUCGACCAUCCACGCUCACGUCAAAUGCUGAGGUAUUUUUUAGCUAUAUAAGCAUUCCUCGUAGUUUCCCAAAAUAUCGAUUCGCGUCGAACGACGCUUUAAUCUGUUGGACAGUCCCUUUAAGUUGUCUUUAUUUACGUCAACAUUACAAACAAAAAGGGAACACAACAGGUUGAACAUUUUGUAAAUAGUGGGGCAUAAAAAGGGAAGUGGGACUCGCCUUACCAUUCCGCUUUUGCUCAAUCUCUAUUUACUAUUUAUCGGCUUGUAAUUGUGUUCAAUUAAACGAAUACGUUUAGAUUUUGGUAGAGUUUUAUAUAUGGGGAACUUGGUGGAAUAUUAGAAUAUUGCUUAUUGGUACAAGACUCUGUUAAUACAAUUAGAUGCUGACUUUAGACUUUAGACUUUAGACAGCAAACAUGUAAGCUAUUAACGUGGCAAUAUCAAUAUACUAUGCAGCAUUCAAUUAUUUAAUAACAGCACUAUAAGUAGCAUUCCUCGUAUGACAUGUGACAAGUUUUAGCUUUAUAUUGCUUGUAAGUAAAUGGAUGAAAACGGAUAUAAUAAUACAAUUACAGAAUAAAUGAGCUUUAAUGAAUUGAUUUAUAUAUACAAUCUUGUAAAAUGCAUGCGCAUAUAAACACAUAUUGACAAUCUAUUAAAUUAUUUUUCCAAACGUUCCAUUAUAGUAGACGAAGCACAUUAGAACUUAGGUCCUUUGUUUCGUCAAUAUAUUAACGUUCUGGUAAUCAUUAUUUCAACAAUUAAUCUGUAUGAAGUCACUUACAAGGAAUUCGAUAUUAAUCAAAUUAUAAAAUAAGUGUUGUAUAAAUAUUAUCAAAGGUAUACUAGAAUAUUGUGGUUGUAAUGAUUUGUGGUUGUACAAAGUAGUUGGAACGGUGGAUAUUUUUCUAUACAUUUAAAGAUUUGUUUAUACGAAGACGGAAUUCGUAAUUAAGUUCUUGUAUAAAACAAAGGUGUGUUCUGGUAUCAUAUUUUUAAUUUCACCACAUUUAAAUGUUACAGGUGUUUACAAAAACAGAUUAAUUCUCUCCUAAUUAAUAUUUUGAUGAUUUCUAUGUAGAGUUGAAAAACUGGUGGAUGACAUAAACAAACCAUUCAUUUUAUCUGUAAAUGAGGUCUCUGUGAAAUUGUAAGAAACAAAAUUAAUGAGUUCAUUUAUUUAUAAAAUUUGUUCAAAUUAUGUCAAAAGGCCCAAACUGACCACAACCCUAGAGUCACCAUAUUUAUACUGACUUUUAUAUGGCAAUUUUUUUUAAAUCUUAUUAUCAUACGGGGUUACACAGUUUGUUUAAAUUAAGUCCUUAGGUUCGAAAGUGCCCUUUCCUCGGGGUUUUAUAUUGACUUACUAAAUUGACGAAUAUAAAAAAAUACCAUUUU